This is a messenger RNA of Nakaseomyces glabratus, 2238 nucleotides long. RefSeq names its product i-AAA protease YME1 (gene YME1). The record is from RefSeq and is a predicted model, not a curated record. Gene Ontology annotation, biological process: protein quality control for misfolded or incompletely synthesized proteins; mitochondrion organization. Lineage: Eukaryota; Fungi; Ascomycota; Saccharomycetes; Saccharomycetales; Saccharomycetaceae. Gene Ontology annotation, molecular function: ATP binding; ATP hydrolysis activity; metalloendopeptidase activity. Gene Ontology annotation, cellular component: mitochondrial inner membrane.
AUGAUGUUGGCAGGUCUGCCCUCAGUGGCGAGGACUGCUAUGUUGAGGAGUGUUUCUGUUGUAGGAGUCAGGUCUGUGUACAGUGGGCGUGCCAGUCUGCUGCGUAUGUGCGCGAACCGGAGGUAUUCUGAUAUGAAGAAAAGUGGCGAUGAGGGCGCCACCGAGACAUCGGGUGCAGCCUUGGGUGGUGGUAAGAGCGCAAGCGCUAACACAAAUACAACAGCAACUACUGCGAACUCAAGUGCAAAUGCCAAUGCCAAUGCCAAUGCUAAUGCUGAUGCCUCGGUUUCGCAUGCGUUAUUGGCCACUAGAGAACAGGAGGCUAACAAGGAUCUAACAAACCCAGAGGCACAAGCGACUUUCUACAAACUGCUACUGCAAUCAAACUACCCACAGUAUGUGGUCUCGAGAUUUGAAACGCCGGGGAUCGCCUCGUCUCCGGAGUGUAUGGAGCUCUACAUGGAGGCUCUGCAAAGAAUAGGAAGGCACGCCGAGGCUGAUUCGGUCAGACAGAACUUGCUUACAGCAUCCUCUGCUGGCGCUGUCAAUCCGUCAUUGGCUUCCUCUUCGCCAGGUUCCUCGGGCUACCACACGACAUUUCCAUCCCUUUAUUCUCCACUGUAUGGUUCCCGCAAAGAGCCCUUGCAUGUGGUAGUCUCUGAAUCAACUUUUACAGUGGUUUCUCGUUGGAUCAAAUGGGUAUUGUUUUUUGGUAUUUUCGCUUACGGUGUCUCUGAAGCAUUCAAGUACAUUGCAGAAAACACUACUUUGCUAAAGAACUCUGAAGUGGCCGAUAAAUCUGUUGAUGUAGCAAAGACCAACGUCAAGUUUGAUGAUGUUCGUGGUUGUGACGAGGCUCGUGCUGAACUGGAAGAGAUCGUUGACUUCUUGAAAGACCCAGCCAAGUAUGAAUCCCUAGGUGGUAAGUUGCCAAAGGGUGUCUUGCUGACUGGUCCACCAGGUACCGGUAAAACAUUGCUAGCUCGUGCCACCGCAGGUGAAGCAGGUGUUGAUUUCUUCUUUAUGUCGGGUUCUGAAUUUGAUGAGGUCUACGUUGGUGUUGGUGCCAAACGUAUCCGUGAACUGUUCUCACAAGCUCGUGCGCGUGCUCCAGCUAUCAUAUUCAUCGAUGAAUUGGACGCCAUCGGAGGAAAACGUAACCCAAAAGAUCAAGCCUACGCAAAGCAAACUUUGAAUCAGCUUCUGGUCGAAUUGGAUGGUUUCUCACAAACCAGCGGUAUUAUCAUCAUUGGUGCAACCAAUUUCCCAGAAUCGUUGGAUAAGGCUCUGACCAGACCGGGUAGAUUUGAUAAAGUUGUGAACGUCGAUCUACCUGAUGUACGUGGUCGUGCUGAUAUUUUGAAGCAUCACAUGAAAAAGAUUACUCUAGCACCAAACGUGGAUCCAACUAUCAUAGCACGUGGAACGCCAGGCCUAUCUGGUGCGGAAUUGGCUAAUCUUGUUAACCAAGCUGCCGUGUAUGCCUGUCAAAAGAAUGCAAUUGCUGUUGACAUGACACAUUUCGAAUGGGCUAAAGAUAAGAUUCUAAUGGGUGCUGAGAGAAAGACGAUGGUUUUGACUGAAGCUUCGAGACGUGCAACCGCUUAUCAUGAAGCUGGUCAUGCUAUUAUGGCCCUAUACACUAAUGGUGCUACUCCAUUGUAUAAGGCUACCAUUUUGCCAAGAGGCAGGGCAUUGGGUGUCACAUUCCAAUUGCCAGAAAUGGAUAAAGUGGAUAUCACGAAGAGGGAAUGUCUAGCAAGACUUGAUGUAUGCAUGGGCGGAAAAAUUGCCGAGGAGAUAAUAUAUGGAAAGGAAAACACCACAAGUGGGUGUGGCUCCGAUUUACAGAGUGCCACUGGUACCGCUCGUGCUAUGGUAACACAAUAUGGUAUGUGUGAAGAUGUAGGACCAGUGAACCUAGGAGACAACUGGGACAGUUGGUCUAAUAACAUCAAAAAUACAGCUGAUAAUGCCGUCAUAAGUAUACUAAAGGAGUCUGAAGAGAGGACCAGAAAACUACUGGAAGAAAAGAACGAAGAGCUCCACAGAUUGGCCCAAGGUCUUGUUGAGUAUGAAACGUUAGAUGCCUCAGAAAUUGAAAAGAUAUGCAAAGGGGAGCCAAUUAAUAAAAGCAAAUCAUCUACUAAUACUGUGGUUGAAGGGCCUGACAGUGAUGAGAGAAAGGAUAUCGGUGGUGGAGACAAGUCGAAGAUACCGACAAUGUUAAAAGUUUAA